This is a messenger RNA of Salmo salar (Atlantic salmon), 12030 nucleotides long. Its product is annotated as A-type voltage-gated potassium channel KCND2. Gene Ontology annotation, cellular component: dendritic spine; neuronal cell body; postsynaptic membrane. The record is from RefSeq and is a predicted model, not a curated record. Gene Ontology annotation, biological process: action potential; potassium ion transmembrane transport; protein homooligomerization. NCBI's taxonomy places the organism in Eukaryota, Metazoa, Chordata, Actinopteri, Salmoniformes, Salmonidae. Gene Ontology annotation, molecular function: A-type (transient outward) potassium channel activity; protein binding.
UUUUUUUAAAUUUACUUAUUCUUUUUUUUUAUUUUUUUUUGCUUUUCUUGGCAUCCAUGAAUACACGCCACUGUAUUUGGGUGACUGUCGCCAUUUUCGUUUUCAGAGGCUUAAGUUACAGUUGCAUUGAGGGUAGCGGUAAGUAGUGAGAGUAGGUCUAAGGCAAUACUGGUAAGCACCACAUAUCUGGAUGAUAGCAUGUUUUCCAUGUUAUUUGAUAAAUAUAGUUUUUUAAUUUGAUGUGGAUGUUUUGUCUAUGACCCUAUUACCAACAGAACCAAAUACCCGCUCUGCACGACUGAAAACAGGAAAUGAAUGAGCAAUGCCAUGUCAGUAUCACCAAGUCAUUUUAGUGUGCAUGCGCUGCAUCGAGGAUGGCAAUACAUUCAGUUAUUUCACUAUCGGGUUCAGGUCAAACCUGUGUGCCCAUUUUAUUAUGCAAGUGCCAACAUGAUUCCAACCUUGGAAUGCAUGGCACGCGAUAUCACCCACUGCGUGCCCUCCUUUGGUCCAAUGAUGUCCAUGUUUCCCUUUCAACGAGGGGGCCGCCCGUGGAGUCGGUGAUGAGCAAUAUACAUGUAGGUCUUUAUGGAAUAAUAAUAUGUAUCCCAGGGUUGAAGCAUAACUCAUUUGUGUCAAUUACUUCAACACAGACGGGCUUAUUAUAGUAAUGAAAGAUUACUAUGGAGUGGCCUGCCUGACCUUAAAGGGCCCCAGUGGACUAAAGAGACGGUUUUACUGUCACAUACAUCAUGUGUUGUUUUACAGGGUCAACCAUAGUAGUACUGCACCCCUGGAGCAAAGUAUGGUUAAGUGCCUUGCUCAAGGGCACAUCGCUAGGCUACAUGCCGCCUUACAGAUUCUCCUCGGGAGUUUGAGUGGCUUCUCCAGGGAUGAGUGCUGUCGGGUGGGGGGUCAAUGCUCACUGCGCUAGACAAUGACAUACAUCCAUCACGUUGAUGACGUCUAUAAAGUCUCCGAGGACAUCUGCUGAGAGCUGAGGGGAGAACAGAUGACCCGACUGCGGUGAGCUCCACUCCGCCCUCGGCUCCGUGGGCUCCCCUCUCACCUGAAAACUGUCUCCGUCUAGCGGUGCUCCGGCUGAGCGUCAGUGACAGUGACCCAGAGACAAGGAGGCUGCAACAACGGCCUGUAUUAGCAACCACCGCAAAUACACUUUCAGUCCAAGCUCAUUUUAUGCACAACGUACUGCAGGCUAUUGCUUUGAUGUGAUACUACUCUGCCAGUACGGUGUGGUAUAAUUUCACACUGCCUCCGGGACUGACCGCCUGUACGGUGUCCGUUUCAGAAAGAUAUUUGGUUAAUGAUGACACGGUCGUGCAUGACGGGGUAUCCGCAAGGCAUCAAGGAGGAGUGCUCCAUUUGAUUACACAGAAGUUAAAGGAUGCCCGGAGCGCGUGACACGCCCCCAGCGAACUGGAGGGAUGAACUUGGGUCUUCCGCGCUGCUGCACAGCAGUGAGAGUGGCGGAGAGGAGAAGCAGCCGAGCCAACAACUUCCACACUCCCAUUUGUUGCUCUCCUUAAACGAUUCCGCGAAUUCGGUUAUUGAUUCCCCUUCUCUCGCUAGUGGUUAUUAUAUAAUUAUUCAACGGUUGCCUCCGCUGGUGACAUUUUGAGCUGGAGCGGCAGCUUGUGGAUAUGGUGGUGGCACAAUUGUUUAUUUGUGUGUGUCUGUGGUGAGCGCGUGUGUGUCAGUGUGUGUGUGUGUGUGUAUGAUUUUAUGUCCUUUCGCGAUUCAGCUGCGAACACAGAGCACAGUUGUAGGUGUGGACUCGGCCCAUACAGUCAUUGGUCUCCGAAGUGGAUCACAGUCGCGCUUUUCUUGAAGAGCUCGAGCUCUAGGAGGGAUAAAGACGCCGGAGGCCCGAGCUGAUCUUCAGGGUGUUGUUUGGCUAGAUAAAGAGCUCGAGAAUGUUCUUGUACAACUGGAUCCAAGUCUUUCCCGGUGUUUGGAGCACGGAAUUACUCCCGUUUUGAACUUGUUGCUGGUUCGUUUCCACCCCUUUGCCAAGGGGAGAAUAUUCUGCAUACUUUUGUGUGCAGAGAGGAUUGUUUUAUAUUAGAAAUAGAACGGAAAGCUUUAUUUGUCAAACCAGUCGCUUUUACGCAGAGAUGUCCUCUCGCCGCGCUGUGGUUCUGUGAUCGCCCACCGGAGCGUCGAGAGCUCUUCACCGGGACCGGGUCGCAUACAGUGGGUCACCAUGGCAGCGGGAGUGGCGGCGUGGUUACCAUUCGCCCGGGCGGCUGCUAUAGGAUGGAUGCCGGUAGCCAGUGCGCCCAUGCCGACGCCCCCACCUGACAACCGGCGAAAACAGGACGGGCUCAUCUUGCUCAAUGUCAGCGGUCAGAAGUUCCAGACGUGGCGGAAUACAUUGGAGCGGUACCCGGACACAUUACUGGGCAGCACGGAGCGGGAAUUCUUCUUCCACGAGGAGACAAACGAAUACUUUUUCGACCGUGAUCCGGAUAUUUUCAGACACAUUCUGAACUUCUAUCGUACUGGGAAGCUGCACUACCCGCGCCAGGAGUGCAUCUCGGCCUACGAUGAGGAGCUGGCCUUCUUUGGGAUCAUACCGGAGAUCAUAGGGGACUGCUGCUAUGAAGAGUACAAGGACCGGCGGCGGGAGAACCAGGAGAGGAUCCAGGAUGACGAGGACAGCGAGAACCAGAACGAUAUGGUCCCGCCGGAUAUGACAUUCCGAGAAACCAUGUGGCGGGCCUUCGAGAACCCCCACACGAGCACCAUGGCCCUGGUGUUUUAUUACGUCACCGGCUUCUUCAUUGCUGUUUCCGUGAUGGCCAACGUGGUGGAGACGGUCCCGUGCGGGACUUUGCCAAAUCGGGUCAAACAGGUGUCGUGCGGGGAGCGGUACGCCUUGGCAUUUUUCUGUCUGGAUACGGCCUGCGUCAUGAUCUUCACCGUGGAGUACCUGUUGCGUCUAAUGGCGGCGCCCAGUCGCUGGAACUUCAUCAAGAGCGUGAUGAGCGUCAUCGAUGUGGUGGCCAUUAUGCCCUACUACAUCGGCCUGGUCAUGACGGACAACGAGGACGUCAGCGGGGCCUUCGUCACCCUGAGGGUCUUCCGGGUUUUCAGGAUUUUCAAAUUCUCCCGCCACUCUGCGGGACUGCGCAUCCUGGGCUACACGCUGAAGAGCUGCGCCUCGGAGCUGGGCUUCCUGCUCUUCUCCCUCACCAUGGCCAUCAUCAUCUUCGCCACUGUCAUGUUCUAUGCCGAGAAGGGCUCCUCAGCCAGCAAGUUCACCAGCAUCCCAGCAGCCUUCUGGUACACCAUCGUCACCAUGACAACUCUGGGAUAUGGAGACAUGGUUCCUAAGACCAUUGUAGGGAAGAUCGUUGGUUCUGUCUGUUCUCUGAGCGGUGUGUUGGUCAUCGCCCUGCCUGUGCCCGUCAUCGUGUCCAACUUCAGCCGCAUUUACCACCAGAGCCAGCGGGCAGACAAGAGACGCGCCCAAAAGAAAACCAAGCUUGGUAGAAUUACCGCGAGGAAGAGUGGAGGGACUAACGCUUAUUUGCAGUAUAAAAGCAACGGGCUGCUGAGUGACCUCAUCGACGAGGCAUCAAAGGCAGCAGGCCAGGCGCUGGUGUGCAAGGCCAACCCCAUGUUCGAUACGCACCACAAUCACCUAUUGCACUGCCUGGAGAAGACCACGAAUCAUGAGUUUGUGGAUGAGCAAACGUUUGAGACCAGCCUACUGGAGGUUCACAUGGUGAAGCACCCGCCUCACUCCCCCUCCCUCUCCUCUGGCUCCUCCUCCCAAGGCCUGUCGUGCUGCUCGCGACGCAACAAGAGGAAGAGCUUCAACGUGCCCAACUCCAACAUGACUGGAGGGCAUAGGAACAGCAUCCAGGAGCUGAGCACCAUCCACAUCAGAGAGAGACCCAUCACUAACAGUCGCUCCAGUCUGAACGCUAAGUUUGAGGAGACGGUGCCUCUGAACUGCAAGCAGCCCUACAUCACGGCAGCCGUUAUCACGCUGCCCACGCCGCCCGUCACCACGCCCGAGGACGACGGCUCUGCCUCCUCCCCUGACUACUCACAAGCCAACAUCGUCAGAGUGUCCGCCCUCUAGGCCCCUCGCCCCCCCCACCACCACCACAUCACCAUGGCAACCCUAACACGGAGAGAGCGAUAGAGAGAGAUAGAGAAGAGAGACCCUUCCCUGCUCCAAUCAGAGAACGUGUUUGCAGGAGGGUAAGGGGAGGUGUGGUGUGGUGGUUAAGGGGGACAGUUUAGGCUGCAGGACCCUUUUUGUUUUCCUACACGUAGCUACUGCACGUCUGCUCUUGUGGUGAAAUAAAGUUGCAGUGUAAAGCUGCAACACAAAGCUCCGCCUUGGAUUUUUUGGUGGGGGAGAGACUGCGUUGCCUUGGCGACUGAGAUUGGCGCCUUACAACGGACACACAAAUGGAGAGCGUUUAGCCACCUGGCUAGCUAACUAACUAACUGCAGCUACUCCUUCCAAACACUCUUCAAGGGAAAACUUACCAUUACUAUUUUUUCUAUAUUGUGUGUCUUUAAAUGUGAUGUCUUAAAACCGAAAUGGGGGAGGUGGAAUUUGUAUUGGUUUUUAUUGUUUGUUAAGGCCGUGAGUUUGACUAAAGCAGAUGUGUAUUUGCCAUGUUCUGAAAUGUGUGGAGUAGGAGAGAAAAGAAAAAGUAAUUUAAAAUAUUUUGACAAAAAGGAGAGCAAGGGGGUGUAUGCACUGUGUGUGCUAUGUGUGUGUACAUAUUUUCCUACCUUAUCAGGACCAGAAUGUCCGGACAAGUCACCAAAAUGUCCUGACAUGGUAAGAAAACUAGAAAAUGUUUGAAAAGUCAGGACUGAAUUUGUUAAAAUUCUAUUUUAGGCUUAAGGGUUAGGUUUAUGGUUUGGGGUUAAGGUUAGGAUUACGUUUAAGGUUAGGGUUAGGAGUUAAGGUUUAGGGUUAGAGGUUUGUGGUUAAGGUUAGGGUUAAGGUUAGGUUAAGGGCAGAGUAUGCGAGUGAAGUGGAACGGAGCUGGAGCGUAGCGAGUAGCGGAGCGUGCUCAAUUUGACUGGAGCGUCAUCCUUCUUGCCCGCUCCAAUUUUGCUCCAGUAGCGCUCAUUUCACAAGCCCAGGGCAUGCCCGGGUAAGCAUGCAUGUUUAGUCUACUUGUGUGCUGCUAUAGCCCCUUUCUUUAGCUACUGGCAGCUGCAAAAUCAAGGUGACUUACAAAAACAACGGCCUAGAGCAAAAGAGGGAGUGCAGUGAUGUAGUGUGCAGUGAUGUGUCCACAAAUAAAGAAUCAUUGUGGAAUCUGAAAAGACACAUAUCCCGAAAGUAUGAUUGUGUACUUAUGACGUGCACAUGCUAAAAGAAAGGAAAGUGUGGGUAGCUAAUUGUGUCAUUGUAGCAAAGUAUUUAUAAACUAGAAAUCAGAUCUCUUAAAAGUUUCCUUCAUUUUUGCUUGAUUAUCGGUACAAUAGACCAUACUUGAUUUUGUCCCAAUAGGCCUGGCAUAUUCCAACUUUCAAGGAGCUUUUCGUUUUGGUUGGGUUAUUUUGCCUAAAAACCUUUAGGCAGUGGUGGGAAAGUACCGUAUUGUCAUCAGUGAGUAAAAGUCCUGUCCUGCUCGGCAUUACAAAUAUAGUGAGCACCUUUGGGUGUCAGGGAAAAUGUAUGGAUUAAAAAGUACCUGAUUGUCUUUCGUAAAAGUGAAAGUUGUCAAAAAUAGAAAUUGUAAGGUAAAGUACAGAUACCCCCAAAAACUUCUUAAGUACUUUACACAACUGUCUACCUUGGCCUACCUAUGAAAAAAAAACGGAAAAAAAAACUGCCCAGCCUAGCAAGAGUGGCCAAAAGGGUGUUUAACAUCCAUAGUGGCUCUGAAGCGCGGAUAGGAUAUUCUCCGCUGCUGGCCUGUUAUCCAGGCACCUGACCCUGAAGGCACAGACUCUGGCUAAACUGUCAUUUUUGGUUUAAUUUGUAUUUAAUUCUAAGUCACAGCCGAUAUGCGCAAUUUAUAGACUAUAAUGGUUUAAUACAACAAAAUGUUGAGCGCUUAAUGUUCCUGACUUCCUACCAGCCUAGUGUGUCGCAUUCGCAAAUGCUUCACAAUGCAAUUCUUUGUAGCCUAUAGCCUUGAAAUAAUUGGAAUAAUAUAGCCUAAGUACUUCAUUUCCGUUCCUUCUUAGGCUCCCUGUCUGGCUCCUGAUCUAUUUCGAGUGUUUAUCAGUGUUGUAGUACUCGAGUCUCAAGUCCGGUCUCGAGACCACAUAUUGACUGUCUUGGUCUUGUCUCGGUGUCGGGUACAUUUGUAUUCUGUCUUGACUCGGUCUAGGACAGUGAGGACUCAAAUUUCUCCAGAGACCAGCCGAGACCAGCGAAGUAAAAAAACAAAUAAUAUCAGUUUAAAUUCAAUCAGCGCAUAAAACUGCUUCGCCAGGCCAAAUAUACACUCCUUUCUUGAAACAUUAAUACAGUAUGUUAACAGACUUUAUAUCUAUUAUAGACAUGUUUGCGCAGUGGCGAACCUAUAGGCCUUCGGUGUGUGACAGGUUCGUGAUUCUGAAAGGACAGCAACCGUAAUACCAAGCUAUUCGCAGGUAUAAGCCGUGUACCCACUUUUUUUCAGUGGGCAUUGCGUAUACUGACUGCUUAAUCCCUACUGGUGCAUAACAAAGUAGUGUAGUGGAGGUACACGAUGUAUCAAUUAUGUGGUACAAUACAGACAUCAUGCACAAUGUAGCCAACACAAUCACAAGUGUUGGUUUGUAGGCAAUUUUUGAUGCGCAAUUAUCAUGUGCUGCUUGCAUCAGGGGCAUAGACAUGGAUGGGCCUGGGUGGACAGAACCACCUACUGGGGAGCCAGGUCCACAGGCUCAUCCAAUCAGAUUGAUGUAAUUUAAGCAUUGUUGUGAAUUUAGGCCAUUACAUUUUUGUAUUUUUUCAAAUUUUGAGAGUGAAAAUCUGAAAAAUCUAUAAAACACAGGUUGUCAUUCCUUCGCUGGGUGGGCCGUUUGGGAACUUUUUAGCAAAAUGUGAGUAUACCUACUACACCACUGCUUAGGGCCGAUGGAAAGACAGCAGUCACACACAGCAUGGUGAUAAAGGAUAAGCAGCCCUUAAACUCGGACAUAAUAAGCCAGUAGGUCCCAAUCAUACGAAUACAAAACACAACCAUUAAGCAUUUCCCAAUCAAAAUGUACAACUAUUUCCUCCAGUUGCAAAAAAAUAUUUCACGUUUAGCACCGAUGGCAGUGGAAAUGACAGGGUUUUAACUACUUUGCAGAUAUAAAACAUACAGACAAUCAUAAUAUCAGUCAAAAAUAGAAAAUUCCCAGUUUAUGCUACAAAACCAACUUUCUAAGAGAUUUGAAAUAGUUUACAUUUGACUCAACGUUCCAUGACGUACUCUAAGGCCUUGUUGGCAGAAUAGAUGGAUGCGGUUCAAUGCAUGAUUAAUAUAAUGAGUGACUUUUUCCCCUCGUAUUGUUUUUCGGUGGCUAUACAUAGCUAGAGAUGCAUGUGUCAUUUGGUUAGCUAGCAAGAACUUGAACGAGUGUUAUCCAGUUAGCAUACAGUUGAAGUCAGAAGUUAAUGACUCCGACCUAAGUGUAUGUAAACUUCCGACUUCAACUGUAUCUCUUGCGUUUGCAAAUUCACUCUGGCUAUCUCCUCCAAUUUAAGAGCACUCUCGUCUGAGUGUGCCAGAGUGGAAAACAACCGAUGAAUUUACGAAUGUGCAACACCCGCUGAAUAUGACCAGUGUCAGUAAACGUAGACAAAAAAAGUAAUAGUUAGUGAAGAACACUCUAGAUAACAUGUAAACAGCCUAACCAGCUCUGCUACAUUGAGUAAAAUGGUCAGAGUGAGGUAUUCUCUCAUUUGUGUCUAGAAGUAGCUAGCUAGCAAGUUAGCCAACUUUAACCACUUAGCUUGGGUACUUUGUUGGGACAAGCAUGCAUUGGCAGGCAAGCUGCAGAAGGACGAGGAGACUACAGUUUUGUGGCUUUUGGCGAAUGCGUUCUAAUGAUAUAAUGUCGCGCUGUUGCAUCUGCCGGUAAACACACAGUCCAGUUCAAAGUGAAUGAUGGCAGGCCCGUGUGGAAAAUGGCUUGUUAAAAGGCUUACUGUAGCUCUGAUUGGCUAUAGCUCACCGGUGUGUAGACUCCAGUCCUGGACAAGACAGAUGUUUUCAUUCGGUUUUAUUUACUGCAGUGUCUAUUAAUUGAUAACAACUGCUGCAAACUAGCCGACAACAAAUGCUACCUAGCUAGACCGUGGGAAAACUACUGCUCGCUAUUGCGUAGUGACCUGUUGGGCCGUCAAGAAGGCAAAAGUUUCCAUACAUUUUGGAAAAAACGGUCCCAACUAUUAAGUCAAAAUGUGAUUGGUUGAUUCCACUGUCACUCCAAAAUCUUGCCCUAAUACAGUUGAAUGGUGGAUGCAUUUAUCUAGAUUCUGAUAGCCAAGGACUGACUUAGCUAGCUAGAUUCAUCUCCCCAGAGACCAGCAAAGAAAAUCCUGAUUGGAUCUUUUUCUCUUCAGUGUUAACCCUUUCCUUUUCAACAAAAACGAAAUAGAUUAAAUCAGAACAUCAUUGAAAAUAAUAUGAUUAUCAUUGUUAUUAUAUUAUUAUAAUAAUUAUUUUAUAAAUCCUUAGCACUUGUCUGAAGGCUUAGAAGGCCCAUUGUUCCCCACUGUGUUUGGGUUAGUAAUAUGUCUCUAUUUUCCUCAACAUGCAUUUCUUCACUAUUCUGAAUGUCUAAAGAAUCCACAUGUUGUUCUGAAAUAUGAACCCAGAAAUACUGGACAUUUUGAACUCUUAUUAUGGUGUUGAUUUGACAAAAUUGCAAUCAUGAUCUCACAUUUUUCUGGUCUCAUUUACAUUUACAUUUACGUCAUUUAGCAGACGCUCUUAUCUCGGUCUUGACUCGGUCUCGGACCCCUUGUCACCCUCCUGGUCUUGGUCUUGACUCGAUCUCGCUUUAGGUUGUCUCGAACACAACACUGGUUUAUAUGCUGUUUAAUGUGACAUAUAGUCUAUUUGAAAUGAUGAGCACUUCUUACAUUCACCGUUGCGUUUUUAUUAUAAUACUUUUCAUUCAAAUCAUAUGGUUUGGUUUCAAUACUUCAAAACCAAUUAGUAGGUCCAGGUAGUCACAAAAAUAGAUAGUUGUUGGCUAAGUUUUGAUUUUAAUGAAUGGUGCGAAUUUGGAGCAGCAUUUUUCUUUUCCGGUGACAGAGGAGCAUUUUUUAUGGGAGCGGUUGGAAAGGGCGUGGAGCUGUGUGCAAGCACAACUCCAUGAGCAGUGAGCGGGAUUUCCUACCGCUCAACUCCACUCACAUACUCUGGUUAAGGCUUAGGGUUAGGUUAGGGGUUAGGGAAAAUAGUAUUUUGAAUUGUAAUACAUUUGUACUCCCCAAAAAGUAUUGAAAAGUGUGUGCGUGUGACUGUACAUGGUUUCCAACCUUAUCAGGAUCGCAAUGUCCUAACAAUUCACCAGAAUGGCCUGAUAAGGUAGGAAAACAAGGACAUUUUUGAAAAGUCAGGACUUUUUUCAUGUCCUGAAUUUGCUAAAAUGCUAUUUUAGGCUUAAUGGUUAUGUUUAGGGUUUGGGGUUAGGGUUAUGUUUUGUGUGUGCCUGUGUAUGUGUGUUUUUAGUUUUACUAUUCUGGUGGGGAACAGAAGUCCUCACAAGGAUAGUAAAACAAGGAACAUUCGGACAAGUGGAAACAUUUUGCCGGUCCCCACAAGGAAAAAGGCUAUUUUAGGGGUUAGGUUUAGGGUUAGGUUUACAUUUAGGGUUAGGGUUCAGGUUAAGGUUUGGUUUAAGAGUGUUUCUGUUUGUGCUGGUAUCAAACCUUGGGUUGAGCAGGCCUAUUGCAACUUUAUGCUCUGUCUGUAUAUUGCAAGUCAGUGUUAAGGUUAGGGUUAAGGGUAAGGAGUUAGGGAAAAUAGGAUUUUGAAUGGGAAUCAAUUGUUUAGGGAGGGCUACUGUGAGUGGGGGAGGGCUUUGUGUGUGUGUGUGUGUGUGUGUGUGUGUGUGUGCGUAUGACCCCAUUGCUCUCACCUGUAUGUGUAUGUGUGACAUUAGCAUGAGCAAUAAGGGUUGAGUCCUCAGUGUGUGUGCUGUAUAUAUUGGUGAUCUAGCAUAUCACACUCUCCCUUUCUCUCAGAGCUGACUUACUUAUGUACCUACUCGUAUGAAAGACAUGAUUGAUCCUCUCCUGUCCGUCCUGUCCUCUCUAACCGAAUGGCCAUUGUGAAUACUGAAUACCUUUGAUGCCAUUUUGAAACUAUCCUUCUCUCUCAACCAGAGUUGACUACUUCAUUUGUCGUGGUUUAUCGUUCAAAGCAGCACCCACAUGAUGCCUGACCUCGAAAUGGGUUUAUUGUUUCUUUUAUUGAGGGUUUAUUGAGGUUUUUAUAGAUAUAUCGAUGAGUUUAUCCAAAAUCCAAUGUUGUGUUUUGUCUUGUUUUAUGCAGCGUGGACAUGCUAAAGCAGAUUGACUGAGGGGAAUAGAAGAAGUCUUAUAUGAACACACAGAUAUUUGAGUCCAUUCCAUUUUGAUACAAAGAUGAUUUUCUUCUGAAUAUGAGGAUAAAACUGUGAUUAGACUUUUAUUUUGAAGGUCUCUGUUCAUUUGAAGUGCAUGUUGGUUUGCUACAGACAGUAUGAAGUUUGUUUUGUUCCUGAUUUGUACCACACAAGCCUCCAUACUUUAUCACCAAAUGGGGGUUUGGUAUGGAAAAUGAAAUUCAAAGUGUAAAGAAAGCUCCUGUACCAGUUUACCAAACAUGAUUGACUGAAAGUGUUUAUUGAGCUGACGCUCUAUGAUAAUUCUAUCUUGUCGUGACUGACAGGGCUCAGCUAUCAUCGUAGCUAGAACACUCUCAGCGCUUGGCGGGGAUGGAAUCCUGUAACCAUUCCAAAUCAGUACAACAAAAUCAAUGCAAAUGCAUUGAAUGAGACUUUAAUAUCCAGUGAGCUGAUUUAACGAUAUUCUAUUUCUCGGCUGUGAGAUCUCGGGAGGUUUUAUCGAGAACUUGUCGUUUCAGAUGACGAUGGAUAUUUUUCUUUUCCGCUUUUACGUUUUCCAAGAUGGCUGACGUUGGUGGACUGAACGUGGCUCUUGAGACUGCUGAAGCGAAUGCCACACCCCCUGCUCCAACCCCUGCCUCUUUCCCACCACCUGCCCCCAAACCUGUCCACUUCACCAUCACUGCUUGACUAUGAUGUGACAUAUGCAACAAUUUUUUUGUUUGUUGGUAAAGAUAUGCUUUGUAUCAGAGAGCAGAGGGAGUGGGAGGGAGACAAUAGAGAAACACAAAUACAUAUUUUUUAAAAUAUCAAAUGAAUUUGAAAAUCAGUCUUUUUUUGUUCAUGUAAAAAGAAAAAAAGAAUUACAACUGUUGCUAGUACACAUGUGCUGUAAAUUGUUCUUUGGUGUAGUAAAAAUCAUCAUGGUUUAGUCGUUUUUAAAAAUAAUUUUCACCGAAGGUUCUAGUAUCUUAUUUUAGUUAGCCUUCUGCUCCACCGCAUUUUAAGAACCGGCUUAAUAUUUUUCUAAGAGAAAAUGCAUGCGUUUGAUGGAGAACUUUGGGUUUAGUGUUGCACAAGGACAGGCGUUGUCUCUGGAUGCAUCCCAAAUAGUACCCUACUCCCUAUAGAGUGCACUACUUUUGAUCAGGGCACAUAGGACUCUGGUCAAAAGUAGUGCCCUAUAUAGGGAGUAGGGUGCCAUUUGGGACACAGCCUCUGUCUUUCAGUUUCCAUGCCUAAGUGAAAAACUUUUAGGGGUGAAGGAGUGUACUUAGGUCUUGUACAUGAGAUUAUGUAAAUUGAAGAAAUUAAAAGGAUGAUUAUAUGACGAUUACUUUUGAUCUGUUACAGCUUGUGUUGACAAAAAUACUGUAUAUGAAUUAUUGAAAAGAUAUUAAAAAAAUACAAUUCAAUUGUUUAGUCCGGUGCAGUGUCUAUGAGUAAAUAGAAUAAAUCAUUGUCCUAUUAAAAUACUUA